Daphnia magna is the source of this 2077-nucleotide messenger RNA. Its product is annotated as tachykinin-like peptides receptor 99D. Gene Ontology annotation, biological process: G protein-coupled receptor signaling pathway. The transcript is spliced from 10 exons. The coding region runs from base 262 to 1566 and encodes 434 amino acids. Gene Ontology annotation, cellular component: plasma membrane. Gene Ontology annotation, molecular function: tachykinin receptor activity. The record is from RefSeq and is a predicted model, not a curated record. NCBI's taxonomy places the organism in Eukaryota, Metazoa, Arthropoda, Branchiopoda, Diplostraca, Daphniidae.
UAUUCACAUGAUCCCAGCAGGAAAGUUUAAUGGCGGCAACUUUGAAACGUAUAGAACCGUGAAGGUGGAGCAAGACUACAAUAAGUAACGGUUCAAAUGGUAAAAAUUUUCCAGUCAGAAAAAUUUCGUUCUGAGCCAAAUAUAGUAUUGUUGACAAGUGCUUCGAGAUAAGAUGUACGCUGUUAAUGGGAAUGCGGUGCUGCUAGUUAUAAAUCGCCGUUUUCUGCAGGAGUUCCUAGAACUUCAAGAAAUUGGGGCCCGAUGGCGCUAGAAUGGAAUGACAGGAACUUGACGGUGGUCGAUUCCGACCUGAUGUUCUUUGAUCACAGCAACUACAACUGGAGCCAUAACAACAGCAUCUUGGAAGACGCUUCGCAAAAUGACCAGUUCAACUUACCGUGGUGGAGAAUCGUGCUUUGGACAAUGCUCUUUGCCGUCAUGGUCGUCAUUAGCACUGGUGGCAAUUUGAUCGUCGUUUGGAUCGUCCUGGCUGACCGGAGAAUGCGCACGGUCACGAACUACUUCCUGGUUAAUUUGUCCAUCGCUGAUACCAUGGUCUCCACGCUCAACGUCAUCUUUAAUUUCAUCAGUAUGGUCACCAACGAUUGGCCCUUUGGCCGGAUUUAUUGCAAAAUCUCGCAGUUCGUCGCCGUCAUUUCCAUUUGCGGAAGCGUCUUCACUCUCAUGGCAAUCUCCAUCGAAAGAUAUUUGGCUAUAAUGUACCCCUUACGGCGACGGAUGGGCAAGAUGACGACCAUCGGCAUCGCUUUGAGCAUCUGGAUGGCCAGCUUACUAAUAUCCACUCCGCACGUGUUGUAUUCCACCACCAUUACGUACAAUGAAUCCGGACGUACGGCUUGUUACCUCGCCUGGCCUGAUGGUCCCACCUUCGAGAGUUACCAAGAAUACAUAUACAACGUGAUGUUGACUAUCCUCACGUACUUUUUGCCCAUUUGCGCUAUGGGCUACGCCUACUUCCAGGUCGGAGUGGAACUGUGGGGCAGCCAAGGCAUUGGGGAAUGCACGGAUCAUCAAAUGGAAAAUGUCAGAUCAAAACGACGGGUUGUCAAAAUGAUGAUCGUAGUCGUGACUAUCUUCGCCAUAUGCUGGCUACCGUAUCACGUUUACUUCAUCGUGUCGUGGCUGUUUCAAGAGAUCAACCAAUGGUCGCACAUUCAGGAGAUUUACCUUGGAACGUACUGGCUGGCCAUGUCCAAUUCAAUGUACAAUCCCAUUAUCUACUGCUGGAUGAACUCGAGGUUCCGCAAGGGUUUCCGGCGAGUGUUCUACUUUUGGUUCCGCUGCUGCAAACGCGCCGACGAUAACUUCCCGCGUAACGGAGCCAACGCGCACUGGAACAGCUGUCCCGGAUCACCAGAUCAUGCUCGAAGCGGGCGUAAUGGAGGAACGAGCAUAACGAUGAUGCCAUUGCAUCAUUUGAACCCAGCGACUGCGCGCUAUGAUCGAAACCGCCAGCUGAUCAACCAGCAGCGCCCUAAAGUGACCCAAAGUACCAUUGGAGCCGUCCAAGCACGAUCGCAGAGGGAAGAAGAUAUCUUUGCAUAGAAAAGGUACAAAUUUAGGCCAGAGAAUGAAAAUCGGAUAUUUUGUUUUUGUUUUGUUGUAAACGAAAAAUUAAAGCCAGGACCAACCCGAAAGAGACACGUCAGAAAUAAUCGUGAUUCUGUAACAUCCUAUUACGUAAGACAAAAACAAAAACAAAAACAAGUUGCUUUGGCGUGCGUACUAAAUCUGGCUGGGAAAGAAGCAAUGAAGCAAGCGUUUAUUGCUGUUCAUGGUUUCUUUAGUAUUUGUUUAUUUAUUUUCAAUUGUCGAAUGUUAUUCUCGUUCUGACAUCACGUCCUCAAUCGCACGAUAUCUGUGUAUAUAUUUGUGUAUAUCGUUCUUGUUUACCUCCCUUCGGGACAUCACGAAGCAAUUAUUAUCUAUUACCGUUCGUGAAUUGGGUGUUGGAUAUCCGGUAUCUCAUGUACAUAACCCAUUUUUUUUUCUUUAUGCUAUUCAAUCAUCAAAUAGAAAGUGGAACAAACCGUUUAGCACGUAUUUCUAUUUUUUU